Messenger RNA from Halichondria panicea, 1655 nucleotides. RefSeq lists its product as uncharacterized. NCBI's taxonomy places the organism in Eukaryota, Metazoa, Porifera, Demospongiae, Suberitida, Halichondriidae. Gene Ontology annotation, cellular component: membrane. The record is from RefSeq and is a predicted model, not a curated record. The coding region runs from base 185 to 1477 and encodes 430 amino acids. The transcript is spliced from 7 exons.
AGUGGACAUUAAUUUUGCUGCAUCAAGUACAUCAAGUAAGAGUCAUGGUAACUGACCAAUCCGAGCGCCUGGAGACUUGCCUCGAGGUUGUUGAUGCAGGAUGUACAUAUUCAAUUGACACAACUAACAACUGGGUAUAGCUUUAUAUGCCAUUCCCUCUAAGAACUGACGACUUUCGGUCAACAUGCAUGUCUCAAGCUUCAUUCUGCUAUUAACUGUUGUCACCACUGUCACAGCACAACCAGAAUGUUUAGACGGACAACUUCGUCUUCCUGAUUAUGACGUACCCACACUUCUUGAGUACUGUAACCAUGGAGAAUGGAGAUGGAUUUGUCAUGAUGAAAUUCAGUGGAAUAUUGAGAGAUCAAAAGCUACUUGUGGACAACUGGGAUAUUCGGAUAAACUUGGACACGUGAUCGAGGAUUCUCAAACUGGUUCAGGAAGAGUAGUCACUCUGAGUGACUGCAAUGGACCAGGACUAGCAGAGUGUAUGGUGACACCCAGUGACAGCUGUAACUCUCUUGUGCAACUAGUGUGUACCACGGCUAACUGUGCUGGUAGACAGACAAGACUGGUAGGUGGAUCCACUGACAGAGAGGGACGAGUGGAGGUGUGUGUGGGUGGCAGGCGAUGGAGGACAGUUUGCACUGGCAAUCAAGAACUGGCAGUUCUGGCAAGAGGCGUUUGUUUACGAAUAGGAAAUCGAAGUUUAGUGUUAGAAGGAAGCACUGUGGCAGUAACUAACUCAUUUCCUCCUGGAGCAUUCCCAGAGUACAGCCUGGAGUGCAUGCAGCGACCCGCUGAAGAUUUGCGCUGUAGUCUAGUUCAACAACAAUGUGACAGCUUUGUGGAGCUUCAAGUUGUUUGUAGGAACUACGAAGAUCUACGCAAUGAAUGUUCUAGGACUAGUGCACUGUCUACAUUGUCAACUAACGUACAUGCAACUACACCCUUGCCUAGUACAACAUGUGGCCCUAUCAAAUCAGACAGUAAAUGUACUGGCAAUUCCACCACCUUCAUUGCUGUCAUUGGUGUACUGGUGGCUCUGAUACUAGCUGUAUUAGUUGGUUUAGUGUCCUGUGUUAUUCUACUCAGGAGAAGACCAACUCAACACAAACGAAGUGUUGAUCCAGCUAUCUCAACAAGGAGCAACCAGAGCUACACACAACAGGACAGCAACGAACAGCUUUACGACGAAGCUAAAGCACCUGACCAGACCUACAGUAGGCUGAACAGAGGUCAAGCACAGGAUCAUAAGACGGAUGAAAUUGCUACCUAUGAUUACGCUGAUCCCAACCAGAUAAGAGUAGAGUGUUCCCAAGCAACCAACCCACCACCAGUGAGUGGUGAAGCUAUCGUGAGAGAAGAGGAGUUCUACAUUGCUGAGGAUCACACGUACGCAGCUGUCAAUAAGAAAGCUAAAAAGAAAAAGAAAAAAGACGAUGGUGAGGGAGACAAAAACAAUUCAUCACUUUAAACAGAAACAUUUCCAAUAAACGUGCUGACUGUGUGUUCAAGUACUUGAUUUGUGUGUUACACUGUACAUUAGUUUUCAUUCACUUCACUAUCAGAUUCUGUCUGUGUGUGCUUAUUGUGAUUCGUGGCAGAAGCAGUAGUUAUUAAUGAUACCGGUAUUAUGAGCACUUAUAAUUAUU